GCACUGCUGGACAUUGACAUCUGCGGGCCGUCCAUCCCGAAAAUGAUGGGUCUGGAAGGGGAGCAGGUUCAUCAGAGCGGAUCUGGAUGGUCUCCAGUGUAUGUUGAAGAAAACUUAGGUGUUAUGUCCGUGGGCUUCUUGCUUAGUAGUCCUGAUGAUGCUGUCAUCUGGAGAGGACCAAAAAAAAAUGGGUUGAUCAAACAAUUUCUUCGUGACGUGGACUGGGGUGAAAUCGACUAUUUGAUUGUAGAUACACCUCCAGGAACAUCAGAUGAACACUUAUCUAUUGUGCAGUAUCUCAGUGCAGCACAUAUAGAUGGUGCUGUUAUAAUCACUACCCCUCAGGAAGUAUCGCUUCAGGAUGUUCGGAAGGAGAUCAACUUCUGCCAUAAAGUGAAACUGCCCAUCAUAGGUGUUGUGGAAAAUAUGAGUGGCUUUAUAUGUCCAAAGUGUAAGAAUGAAUCUCAGAUCUUUCCCCCGACUACUGGAGGUGCAGAGAAGAUGUGCCAGAACUUAAACAUUUCCCUCCUGGGCAAAGUGCCUCUAGAUCCUCAGAUAGGAAAAAGUUGUGACAAAGGCCAAUCUUUCUUGUCUGAAGCACCUGAUUCUCCAGCUACAUCGUCUUACAGGAAUAUCAUUCAAAGAAUUCAGGAAUACUGUGAUCAACACCAUUUUCAAAAAGAAAAGAUUAUCUAAUCUAUGAAUGGAAUAAAAAGGUAGUUCACUUUUAAUUACAGAAAAGUAACUUAUGCCUUGAUUUAAUAGAAGGAAUGUAUUCUUUUUGUAUAUUGCAAAUAAAGUCUUAAUAUAAA
Messenger RNA from Antrostomus carolinensis (chuck-will's-widow), 812 nucleotides. RefSeq names its product NUBP iron-sulfur cluster assembly factor 1, cytosolic (gene NUBP1). Gene Ontology annotation, biological process: iron-sulfur cluster assembly. Gene Ontology annotation, cellular component: cytosol. Gene Ontology annotation, molecular function: ATP binding; ATP-dependent FeS chaperone activity; iron-sulfur cluster binding. The transcript is spliced from 8 exons. NCBI's taxonomy places the organism in Eukaryota, Metazoa, Chordata, Aves, Caprimulgiformes, Caprimulgidae. The coding region runs from base 43 to 696 and encodes 217 amino acids. The record is from RefSeq and is a predicted model, not a curated record.